Onychostoma macrolepis is the source of this 4290-nucleotide messenger RNA. RefSeq names its product patched domain-containing protein 3 (gene ptchd3b). Bases 1375 to 3885 code for a protein of 836 amino acids. The transcript has 5 exons. Lineage: Eukaryota; Metazoa; Chordata; Actinopteri; Cypriniformes; Cyprinidae. The record is from RefSeq and is a predicted model, not a curated record. Gene Ontology annotation, cellular component: membrane.
CUUUUAACGAUUUCGUAAAUGGUGUUCAUAAACAGGGCUGGAUUAUGGACCUUUAACCUGAACACAACACAGUAUGGAUCUUUAUGUGUCUAGAAAUGUUGAGGUACAGGAGUGAGUAUGCAUGGGACACUCUUGGGUUACCAGUUCCAGUUUUUGUGCUGCUUGGACAUAUUCCACUGCCAUAUCAGCAAUGAGAUAAAAUGCUGCUGCUGCUUCUUCACCAGAGAUAUAUUUUAUUUUUAAUCCAUCUACAAACAUUUUCCUGAUAUACAAAGACAAAAAUAACAGAAUCUGUAUAAAUUUGUAUGUAUACAUUGCAUGCCCAAACUAUUAUUUAAACACCCAGUUGAAUUGAUUUUACAUUUGGCCACGUCUAUCGUUAAAAACACAUGCUUUAUUAGGUUCUAAAAGAUGUCCAUUUGCUGUGAGGUUUGUAAUUACCAACACAAAGGAAACUUCUUCUUUUUUUUUUUAAAGAAUACUGUUUCUUAAGAUCCCUAUCCAAUUUCUCUCAGAAGAUCUGCCAGUCUCUUCUAAAUAGUUUUCCCAUUGUUUGUGACUUCAGAGGUCCAUUGUUUCACUGGGAGCUAAUUGCUCCACAUUUACAGGAGGUACCUGGAUCACUGCUUCAGAAAAUUGUUUCCUUUCAGAAGAAGCUCAGCCUUUUGAUUAUAGGUUUGAGGAGCAAUUCUAAUGGAAAUAGUUACCAAGGUAACAAAAGACAAAGUCUAAAGAGAUCCUUUGUGCCAGCACAUGUACAUUGUAAGAACUCUGGAGAGAUAUGACCUGCUUUUUUAAUAUUAUUUUUGUCUUUUUGACAUCACUUUUUUGAGCAUUUUAUCACCAAAAAUGUAAGUCAUUCCCCACAAGUACCAUGUCCAUCAUUAUGUUAAAUAUGGGUUUUUAUUCAAGUUAAUAUUUCCCACCAUUGGUUCAUUAUCCAGUGACGAUUUCUCAUUUUUUAAGAUGAUAUAAUUAUCUGAGUAGCCUAUAUAAAAUGCAUGAAUAAUAUUCCAGGUGUUUGAAACUUUUGCCUCUUUAUGUAAUCCCAGAUGUGAAUUUAUGCUGUCAUAAUGGUCAUGCAAAUUACAAAAAUCCCACUGAAUUACUGCAAUUAAUGCUGAAUGGACUAUAUGGAAACAACAUAUCAUAAACAUCAUAAAGUAUUUAUUUUCAUUUUUGAGGAAAUAUCUAACAUACAAGCACAAUUAUGCAUGCUCCACCCCAAAAGGAGAGGACAUGCAAAUACACUUACAAUAGGCUACUUACAGUAACAAAAUGAGGUGUUACAUAUUCAAAUGAGGCAUAGGCUAUAUAAUCCGCACAUCUCCUCGCUGCCAGGUGUACAGAUCAGUGCACAUCUCUGCAGUAGUCAUGGUGUCCUGCAUCACAGACUGCAUUGAAAAGCCCAUCCGGCUUUGUUUUGAAAGUGUUGGUAAGUUCGUAGGGCUCCACCCGUGGUGGUUUGUCACUUUACCCCUGGCGGUGUCCGCAGGUCUCGGAGGAGGAUUUUAUUUUUUGAAUGACCUGAAAUCCAACGACAUAGUGGAGCAGUUUACACCGAAAAACGGCCGCGCUAAAGUGGAGAGGCGUUUCUUUCAAGAAACUUUUCCACAAAUUGACUCACAAUUUUCAAUUAUACGACUGAACACUGACGGGGUUUUUGCAUCUUUGAUAUUCUCCAGUCAAACAAACAUACUCAGUGUUGCUGCACUAGAGGAGAUCAUCCGCAUAGAUGGAGAAGUUAGAAGAAUCACAGCAACUCAUGAAGCACAGCAGUUUGUGUUUUCGGAUAUUUGCGCAACUGUGAACGGAACAUGCAACUCUAACGUAAUGCUUGAUGUUCUAGAUUACAAUGCCAGCAACAUUAAUUUAGUCAACAUAACGUUUCCUGAGUACUGUUAUUCCGAGUUCAUCUGUAUCCGCAUGGGAAAUAUCAUUGGUAAGGUGGGGGUGGAUCACAAUGGAGUUGUUCGAAGUGCCAAAGCAAUGAGACUUUUCUAUUAUCUGCAAGAGAGCAAUAAUACACUGGAAGAUGCCUGGCUUCAGGAAUUUGUAGACUUGCUCUCUAAUGUAUCGACUUCUGAAACUGAAGUGUCUUAUUUCACAUCCAUGUCAAGACAACAGGAGUUUGAAAAGAGUACCCAAUCUGUCACUGAACUUUUUGCUAUUACUUAUCUUCUUGCCAUCUCAUUUUCAAUAAUAUCUUGCCUAAGGUUUGACAAUGUGAGGAAUAAAGCAUGGGUGGCUUCACUUGGAGUUUUCUCCACUGCACAAGCAGUGCUGUCCAGCUUUGGGUUGCUGUUACUCAUAAAGGUGCCAUUUGUUAUUACUGUGGCAUCUUCUCCGUUCCUUAUUCUUGGAAUCGGUAUUGAUGACAUGUUUAUCAUGAUCUCCAGCUGGCAACGGACCAACAUUCAAGACACAGUGCCAAAACGCAUGGCUGAUACCUACAAAGAGGCAGCUGUUUCCAUUACUAUCACCACCCUGACUGACGUGCUAGCCUUUUACCUCAGCUACGGCAAUCCCUUCGGCUCUGUUCAGUCUUUCUGUCUGUAUGCAGGCACAGCUGUCUUGUUCUGCUACUUCUAUAACAUCACUUUCUUUGGAGCUUGUUUGGCUCUGAAUGGCAGAAGAGAGGGGGCGAACAGACACUGGUUAACUUGCAUGAAGGUCCCAGAAGAGGUCCCACCAGGACGGUCUAAAGUGUAUACUUUCUUUUGUGUUGGAGGAUCUUAUGACCAUAACACAGGCACUGAGGAAGAGCACCCAAUGGCACUGUUCUUCAGGAAGUAUUAUGGACCAUUUUUGACAACAGUUUGGAGUAAAGCUUUAGUAAUUUUGAUUUACUUAACAUACAUUGUUGUUAGUGUUUAUGGUUGCCUGCAACUUAAGGAAGGCAUUGAUCUCAGGAACCUAGCACUUGAUAAAUCGUACAUCAUCCAAUACUAUGAAGCUGAAAAGACAUACUUUGAUUAUUAUGGUCCAAAUGUAAUGUUAGCUAUCAAUGGCACAUUUCCAUAUUGGGAGGAGAGCAAACGCCAUAAACUUGAGUCGUGUAUUGUACAGUUUCAGGAACUGAAUUUCGUCAAGAACUUGUCAACAUCUUGGCUUCAUUCCUUCGAAAAAUAUGCUGAGGAACACAUUAAGAACAUCAGCUCAGAAGGUCAAUUUAAAAGACAUCUUUAUGAGUUCCUGGACCACCAACCAAUGCUCAAACAGGAUGUCAACAUAACCAAUAACGAUAUAGCUGCUUCACGUCUGUUUCUUCAGACAGUUGUUCAGAAUUCAACCGAGAAGAGCAUACUGAACUCACUACGGAAGACAGCAGAGAGCUGCCCAUGUCCACUGUUGGUCUACCAUCCAACGUUUAUAUACCAUGAUCAAUAUACAGUAAUAGGGCAUAUCACUCUUCAGACCGUCAUUGUGGCAACCCUAGUAAUGCUGCUCAUCUCCCUUGUGCUGAUUCCAAAUCCUCUUUGUGCCUUGUGGGUUGCCUUUGCCAUCGCUUCAGUCAUUUUGGGAGUCACUGGUUUUAUGGCACUGCUAAACGUAAGUCUUGAUUCGAUCUCUAUGAUAAACUUGGUCAUUAGCAUUGGCUUUUCUGUGGACUUCUCUGCUCAUAUCUCCUACACGUUUGUGUCCAGUACAAAGCCCGAUGUGAAUGAAAAAGUUGUGGAGGCAAUGACACACCUGGGCUACCCCAUACUUCAGGGGGCUCUGUCUACAAUUGUGGGUGUGGUUGUGCUCUCAGCUUCCAGCAGCUACAUAUUCAGAACGUUCUUCACCAUUGUGUUCUUAGUCAUUACUUUUGGGCUGCUUCACGGCAUUGCUUUUAUUCCAGUAUUUCUAACUUUGUUUGGAUUUUGCCACAAAUUAUGGUAGCACUGAAUUCAAAAAUCAAACUUCUGCUUUUUCUUCAUGUGUCCUGUCUCCUUUACAAUAUACUUGCAAAAUUAACAUUUUAUUAAAUUAAAAGCAAGAAAAAAAGUUUCUUGUAUUUACUUUUAAAGCACGUAGAAGCAUGUUCAAAGUAUAGUGAAGGCAGAUUUUCAAGUGUUGUUUUAAAUGUUUUCAACAUGUAUUAUCCCAGAAAUGUGCAAAAUGUAAUGUAGUUGUAAUUCAUAGUGAGCAACAGUAAUAUGAUUACAGUAACAUGUAGACUGUCAUUUUGAUAUGUCAACAUUUUAUAAACCCUGAGUGAUUUCUGUUCACCAUAUUUGAUGUGAUCAUAUAUGUGCUUUUGUCAGCGUUAAUAUGUGAAUAAAGUCUAAAUUAAUUCUAUGUUAA